CAUACGUUGUCUGUUUAGCAUACUUGUUGGCCCGGAGAAUAUCUCACUUCUAGAAAACAUUCUCCGAGAUACCAAUCUUUCUUUGUGCAAAUAUAAAGUUUCAGUGGAAAUAUACAGUUUCAUUAGACCGAAACAUAUUCAGUAUUAUCAAUUUCAGGACACUUUUGUAGUGCCAGAUAUAGUUAUGACAAUGAGUAUUGACGCCUACCAAAAUAUUAUGCACGGCCCCCUGGUCGGCUUCUUGGAGCUUUCUAAUAAAAUAGGUAGUGACGUGGCAAAGCACGCUCAGUUCGUCAAAGAAGCAUUCAACGCACAAUUUGAGUUUCUUAAAACGGUUGCGAUUUCAAGCCCUCCCUCUAAUGCUGAUCUACAAAGUAUGCUGAAGCCUACCUCGGAGAAGAUUGCGACUAUCCAAGAUUUUCGUGAGAAAAACCGUACAUCUACCUUUUUCAAUCAUUUGUCUUCGAUCAGCGAAAGUAUACCCGCCCUUGGAUGGGUUUGUGUGGCCCCAGCACCUGGUCCAUAUGUUAAGGAAAUGAAUGAUGCUGGGCAAUUCUAUAUCAAUCGUGUACUGAAAGACUGGAAAGGGAAGGAUGCAACCCAUGUGGAAUGGGCUCGUUUGUGGAUCCAGACACUCACGGAACUACAACAGUUUAUUAAACAGCACCACACAACUGGACUCGUGUGGUCCAGUGGAAACAAGUCAACUAUUUCAGGUGGAUCAGGUGCUCCUCCACCACCACCACCUAUUGGAGGUCUAACACCACCAAUACCCAUUGGUGAUUUGAAGGUGUCCGAUCAGGACGAUGAUCGAAGUGCGCUAUUUGCCCAAAUCAACCAAGGUGCAGAUAUUACGAAAGGUUUAAAGAAGGUGACUUCUGAUAUGCAAACUCACAAGAAUCCUAGCCUUCGAUCUGGUCCAGCGCCAUAUAAAGCUCCACCGACCAUGGCUAGCAAUGGCACGAGGACGGUGUCUGCUCCAUCCGCUUUGAAGCCGCCAAUUUUUAUCCGUGAUGGCAAAAAGUGGCUGAUCGAGUACCAGAAAAAUAAUGCAAAUCUUUUAGUCGAAAAUGCUGAGAUGAACAACGUAGUAUAUAUGUUCCGAUGUGAGGGCUCUACAUUGCAGAUUAAAGGCAAGAUCAACAGUGUGGUGAUGGAUUCAUGCAAAAAAUGUUCUCUAGUUUUCGAUACUAUGGUUUCGUCAGCUGAGUUUGUCAACUGUCAAAGUGUACAAAUGCAGGUCCUCGGAAAGGUUCCUACAAUUUCCAUUGACAAAACGGAUGGAUGUCAGAUGUACCUAUCUUCAGAAUCGCUUGACGUUGAAAUUGUAAGCUCAAAAUCAUCUGAAAUGAAUGUAAUGAUUCCGAAAGGAACUAGUGGUGACUAUGUGGAGCAGCCAAUUCCAGAGCAAUUUAAAACUGUAGUAAAGGGAACUACCUUAAACACGAUUUGUGUUGAGAGCCUUGGCUAAUAUUCCUUUCGGAAAUUUAAACGAUUUUCUAAUGCGUACAUACGCUGUGUGUGAAAAGAGAUGUAGUUUUUAUCGAUAAAAAUCCCAUAGCAUUAUAAAUUAGAACGGCGUGAAGUAUAAAUAAGUUUACAAGUUGCCGAGUACCAAAUCGCAUACAAAAGCUAUAAAAAUAUCAGAAUCGAAAACAAAUCGCCCAUCGAUAAUGGAAAAGGAAAUAAUUCUAAUGGGAUACCAGCGUUUUUUUCUAAAAUAUUUGAUACCACGCACAUAGCAUAUAGCAUUAAUAAUUACAUGACCAUCAAGAACAAUGAAUAAUUACAACUUAAAAAAAAUCAUAAACUUAAAUCAUAAAAAUCAUUACUUCUGAUUGCAUUAUGUUAACUUUCAUUGAUUGUUUGUACGUUCUAUAUGUGAGGAUUUUUAUUUUAUAUUACCUUAUUCACACAUUUUAAAGCGAUGUGGGUUACACUAUACCUUACCCACUUCGUUAUUUUCUAUCUUUCGAAAUGUUAAAUAGACAGCAAACGAUUGUUAAGUAUUAUAAGCAAUGUGGAUUUGAAAAAGUUUGAAUAAAUAAUAAAACGCUAUAAUAUUGAAUCUAAUAUAA
This is a messenger RNA of Anopheles aquasalis, 2078 nucleotides long. It is a transcript of the gene capt, whose product is annotated as adenylyl cyclase-associated protein 1. Gene Ontology annotation, biological process: actin filament organization; cytoskeleton organization; cell morphogenesis. The record is from RefSeq and is a predicted model, not a curated record. Gene Ontology annotation, cellular component: cytoplasm. Lineage: Eukaryota; Metazoa; Arthropoda; Insecta; Diptera; Culicidae. Gene Ontology annotation, molecular function: actin binding; adenylate cyclase binding.